Molecule: messenger RNA, 994 nt
Organism: Megalops cyprinoides (Indo-Pacific tarpon)
Lineage: Eukaryota; Metazoa; Chordata; Actinopteri; Elopiformes; Megalopidae
Product: phospholipid hydroperoxide glutathione peroxidase-like
Exons: 7
Biological process (GO): response to oxidative stress
Molecular function (GO): glutathione peroxidase activity
Source: RefSeq, a predicted model, not a curated record
UUAUCAAUUAGAGGAUUGUUAAGCAGCCAGAGCUCUCAUACAGACACUGGGAACAGAAUCCCAGGCACUUGCUGCCAGUGAAUCUUGCUGGAGGCAGUAAUGCGUUUCCUGGGGUCCUCUGUGCUCCUCUCCCUGCUGCUGCAGAGUGUGUCAGCACAGGGGGAGGAGUGGAGGACAGCACAGUCCAUUUAUGAGUUCUCAGCCAAGGACAUCGAUGGCAAUGAGGUCUCACUGGAAAAGUACAGGGGCCAUGUUUGUAUCAUCACCAAUGUAGCCUCCAAAUGAGGCAAGACUCCAGUAAACUAUACUCAGUUUGCUCAGUUGCACGCCAAGUAUGCUGAGAGAGGUUUACGUAUCCUGGCUUUCCCAUCCAACCAGUUCGCCAAACAGGAACCGGGCACAGAAGCACAGAUCAAGCAGUUCGCCAAGUCCUAUAACGCAGAGUUCGACCUCUUCAGUAAGAUCGAUGUGAAUGGGGCAAACGCACACCCUUUGUGGAAGUGGCUGAAGGAGCAGCCCAAUGGCAGAGGGACCUUUGGGAACUAUAUCAAGUGGAAUUUCACCAAGUUUCUGAUAGACAAAGAGGGAAAGGUUGUGAAAAGAUAUUCACCAAUGGAGGAUCCCAUUGAAAUAGAAAAGGAUCUUCUCAACUACCUGUAAUCCAUCAAAAAAUGACUGAACCUUCCUUUGAUUCAUGAUUGGCCCACUCCCACAUCUGCCUUCCCAUCCUCUCCUGUGGCCUGCUGGGAGCUGGUGUGUCCAUUACCCAGACCAGUGACGGCCUGUCUACAAACCCGCUUGGCGGACCGGACAGGCCUGAUGAUUCCGGCGUGCAACCCCCCUGGGAGGUCAUCCUGCACCCAGCCACACCACCUGAGAGGAACCUUACAACCAUCAAGGCUUCAUCAGUAAUGCAUCCUAUUACCAACCAUAUGUAUGGUAGAAAACAUGUCAGACGAAUUAUGUGAAACAAUAAACUCAUCAAGCCAUUGUG